CCCACUAAACUCCUCACUACUCUCACAGCCAUCAAAGCGGCUCAUCUCAGUCGAGUUGGCGACUCAAGCGCUACAAAAACUAACCGACACGGCAAAAUGUCGACGCUCGCUUACUCUGAAUCUCGCCGGGUGUGCCCGUCAAUCCGCGGCAACAGGUUUGACACGGCGAGCCGCAAGCGCGCAGUGGCGAACAUCUUCGACAACGUGAACCAGGACGCGCUAAUGAGGCUCUUCCAGAAAACGGGAGACAUGAAAGCCGAGGAGAGAGUGAGAAGCAUCUUCUCCUACGCACACGAUCCCGAAGAGACGGCCAAAGCAUUGAUGGCCCUCAAACAGAGGAAGAAGGAUAAAUUCUUGCAGAUCGUGGGAGCGGUGCGUCAAUUUCUGAAGCUACGUUGACCGACUGCGCGCAUUGAACGCGGGUCGUUGAUUCAGACGCGUGCCAGUGACGCAUUUAACCCUGGCCAUGAAAGAGUCGCCCAGAAUGGGCAAGAGACGAUAGAUGAAGGAAAGUCUCGAAAAGCCAAUGCAUGGCACGAACUUUGAAGUCUCGCACACUGCACACUUGCUUUGUUUGAAGACAUGAAGGACGGCUGUGUGACUCGUGAUGUGCGCACGAGAGAAGCAAUAACGUGAAGGAAUCCCGGUGCGCCCGGACCAUAUAAAUAUGGAGACUCAACAAACCUUUGUUAAAAUGGACUUCACGUACUGUCACACCUUAUAGGUGUAUUUCAUUUGGUGCACCAGAACUGUGAUUGGAAACCGGUGCUGAAGUUUCAUUGCCUAUUAUAAACAUUGAAAUGCCUGUAUCCCAGUUUAAUAUUGUGAUGCUUAUUGUAACAUUUAAUGGCUACUAAUGUAUUUGUUACAAACUCACAAUGUUAUGAGAACACCACUUAAUACAUUGUUAUUCAUUUUUUAUAUUAUUUAUUUAAUAAAUUAACAAAAAAGA
Molecule: messenger RNA, 952 nt
Organism: Misgurnus anguillicaudatus (oriental weatherfish)
Lineage: Eukaryota; Metazoa; Chordata; Actinopteri; Cypriniformes; Cobitidae
Gene: tcima
Product: transcriptional and immune response regulator a
Biological process (GO): endothelial cell activation involved in immune response; negative regulation of Notch signaling pathway
Cellular component (GO): cytosol; nucleus
Molecular function (GO): Notch binding
Source: RefSeq, a predicted model, not a curated record